UAUUUCAGGCUGCGUAACGCGGACAAUAAGCAACACGACCGUGGAUAACAUAUUCCGACGGUGAGAACGGCCGCUCAGUGUUCAGCAGCCAUGGCCAAAAGGAGGCCCUUCGAGCGGCUACCCACGGAUGUGUACCCCGUCAACUACGGACUCUGUCUGCAGCCCGACCUGGUCAACUUCACGUUCGGCGGCAAGCUGCGGGCGAUGGUGGAGGUGACGCAAGCCACCAAUCAGAUUGUGAUGAACUGCGCCGACAUCGACAUCAUCACAGCCUCCUUCGCGCCUCAGGGAGGAGACGAAAUUGACGCCACGGGAUUCAACUAUCAAAACGAGGACGAGAAGGUGACCUUGUCCUUUCCUUGCGCUCUGAAGAAAGGUUCUGGUGUGCUGAAGAUCAAGUUUGCGGGCGAGCUGAAUGACAAAAUGAAAGGUUUCUACAGAAGUAAAUACACCAACACCGCGGGAGAGACCUGCUACGCUGCCGUCACACAAUUCGAGGUGACGGACGCCCGCCGAGCGUUCCCCUGCUGGGACGAGCCGGCCAUCAAAGCCACCUUUGACAUCACGCUGAUCGUCCCCAAGGACUGCGUCGCUUUGUCAAACAUGAACGUCGUGGAGCGCCAGCCGUACCCGAGCGAGGAAGACCUGGUGGAGAUCGCGUUUGGCACCACGCCCAUCAUGUCCACCUACCUGGUGGCCUUCGUCAUCGGCGAGUUCGACUUUGUGGAGAGUCAGUCGUCGGACGGCGUGCUGGUGCGCGUCUACACGCCGGUGGGGAAGGCCGAGCAGGGUCGCUUUGCGCUGGAGGUGGCAACAAAGACGUUACCUUUCUACAAAGACUACUUCAGUGUUCCUUAUCCGUUGCCGAAGAUUGAUCUCAUCGCCAUUGCCGACUUUGCUGCCGGUGCCAUGGAAAACUGGGGCCUUGUUACUUACAGGGAGACGGCGCUGCUCAUUGACCCCAAGAACUCCUGCGCGUCUUCCCGGCAGUGGGUGGCGCUGGUGGUGGGUCACGAACUGGCCCACCAGUGGUUUGGAAACUUGGUCACCAUGGAGUGGUGGACCCACCUGUGGCUCAAUGAGGGCUUUGCGUCAUGGAUCGAGUACCUGUGCGUGGACCACUGCUUCCCGGAGUACGACAUCUGGACGCAGUUUGUGUCGGCCGACUACACGCGGGCUCUGGACCUGGACGCGCUGGACAGCAGCCAUCCCAUCGAGGUCAACGUGGGCCAUCCGUCCGAAGUGGACGAAAUCUUUGACGCCAUCUCUUACAGCAAAGGCGCCUCGGUCAUCCGAAUGUUGCACAACUACAUUGGAGACGAGGACUUUAGGAAAGGAAUGAACGCCUAUUUGUUGAAGUUCCAGCACAAAAAUGCCUCGACAGAGGACCUGUGGGAAUGUUUGGAGCAAGCUAGCGGCAAACCCAUCGCCACGGUGAUGAACUCGUGGACCAAACAGAUGGGCUUCCCCAUUAUCGCAGUCAAACAGGAGCAGCACGGUGAUGACCGCGUUCUCAAUAUCUCUCAGAAGAAGUUCUGCGCUAGCGGACCGCAGAAUGGUGAGAAUUGUUCCUACUGGAUGGUACCCAUCAGCAUCUGUACCAGCAAGGACCCCACCUGCAGCAAACUCCAGGUUCUACUGGACAAACCCCAGACCAGCGUCACCCUGCCAGGCGUCAGCCCCGAGCAGUGGGUCAAGAUCAAUCCCGGCACGGUGGGUUUCUACCGCAUCCAAUACAGCUCGGCCAUGCUGCAGAGCCUGCUGCCCGCCAUCAGAGACCUCAGCCUGCUGCCGGUGGACCGCCUCAGCCUUCAGAACGACCUCUUCUCCCUGGCCCGCGCGGGCGUGAUCAGCACGGCGGAGGUACUGCGUCUGAUGGAGGCCUUCGUCAACGAGCCCAACUACACGGUGUGGAGCGACCUCAGCUGCAACCUGGGCGUCCUGUCUUCGCUGCUGUCUCACACCGACUUCCACGAGGACAUCCAGGAGUUCAUCCGAGACCUCUUCACGCCCAUCGGCCUCCGCCUGGGCUGGGACUGCAAGGCCGGAGAAGGCCACCUGGACGCCCUGCUGAGGGGCCUGGUUCUCGGCAAGUUGGGCAAGGCGGGACACAAACCCACCUUGGAGGAGGCCCGGCGGAGAUUCAAGGAGCACGUGGACGGCAAACACGUUCUGCCGGCGGACCUCAGGAGCCCGGUGUAUUUAACGGUGCUGAAGCACGGCGACGGCGGCACGUUAGACACCAUGCUCAGGCUUCACAAGCAGGCGGACAUGCAGGAAGAAAAGAAUCGCAUCGAGCGGGUGCUCGGCGCCAUCUCGGCGCCGGAGCUCAUCCAGAGGGUGCUCGCCUUCGCCCUCUCGGAAGAGGUGCGUCCUCAGGACACGGUGUCGGUGAUCGGCGGCGUGGCCGGCAGCAGCAAACAAGGCCGCAAAGCCGCCUGGAAGUUUGUGAAGGACAACUGGGAGGAGCUUCACAACCACUACCAGGGCGGCUUCCUUUUGUCGCGCCUCAUCAAGCUGACAGUGGACGGCUUCGCCAUCGACAAAAUGGCCACAGAAGUCAAGAGUUUCUUCGAGAGUCACCCGACGCCGGCGGUGGAGCGCACGGUGCUGCAGUGCUGCGAGAACAUCCUGCUCAACGCCGCCUGGCUCAAGCGCGACGCCGACGACAUCCACCAGUAUCUGAUGCAGCGCAAGGCGCCC
Messenger RNA from Hippocampus comes (tiger tail seahorse), 2703 nucleotides. RefSeq names its product aminopeptidase puromycin sensitive (gene npepps). The record is from RefSeq and is a predicted model, not a curated record. Gene Ontology annotation, cellular component: cytoplasm; membrane. The transcript is spliced from 24 exons. Gene Ontology annotation, biological process: proteolysis; peptide catabolic process. The annotation marks the transcript as partial. Gene Ontology annotation, molecular function: zinc ion binding; peptide binding; metalloaminopeptidase activity. NCBI's taxonomy places the organism in Eukaryota, Metazoa, Chordata, Actinopteri, Syngnathiformes, Syngnathidae.